UUUUCUAAUCACUAUAGGUGUUUUAUUAAAAUAAUCUUUAUAAAUAACAAUGAUGAUAGAACAUUUUUUAGGUUAGCGGCAGACAGUGUUCAUUCUCUGGUGUUAUUUACAACAUCAAUCCAAGAUUUUUUCCAGACAGAAAGUGUUAAAUAAUUUUUAUCAAAACGUCUGGCGAUACGAAAAUGAUAAGGGCGUGCUCGAAGAAGGUGUCGUUUACGCUCUGUGAAAAUUUGAACCCUAAAAUGUCCAAAUUACGUAUGAGCAACAUGCCAAACCCGCUAGUUGCUGUGUGUCAAAUGACUUCUACAUCAAAUAAAGAUAAAAACUUUGAAGCUGUUAGCCACUUAGUUGCUGAAGCUAAAAGGAGAAAUGCAUGUAUUGCAUUUCUACCUGAGGCGUGUGACUACUUGGCUGAUAAUAAAGCAGAUGCUGUAUCAAUGGCUGAACCAUUGGAUGGCAUUACAAUAAAGCGGUAUAAAGAAUUAGCGCUAAAAGAAGAUAUGUGGUUGUCUUUAGGAGGAGUUCAUGAAGCUUUACCUGACAAAGGAAAGACCCAAAAUUCACACAUAAUAAUCAAUAACAAAGGAGAAGUUGUAUCAACUUAUAGAAAAAUCCAUCUUUUUGACAUGGAAAAUAAAGAUACUGGUGUUCGAUUAAUGGAGUCAGAUUAUGUUCAAAAAGGUGGUGAAAUAGUUACUCCGGUAUCAUCACCCAUUGGUAGGAUAGGUUUGAGUAUUUGUUAUGAUAUGCGCUUCCCUGAAUUAUCUAUUUGUCUUCGAAAUAUGGGAGCACAAAUUUUGACAUUUCCAUCAGCUUUUACAUACCAAACAGGAGCAGCACAUUGGGAAGUUUUAUUGAGAGCCCGAGCAAUUGAAUCUCAAUGCUAUGUUAUAGCAGCUGCCCAAGUAGGAACACAUAAUAAAAAAAGAGUUAGUUGGGGUCAUUCAAUGAUAAUUGAUCCUUGGGGAACAAUCAUUGCUCAGUGUAUGGAAAAACAGGGCGUAGCAGUUGCUGAAAUAGAUUUAGAUAUAAUUGAUAAAGUAAGAAGAAACAUGCCUAAUGAACAGCAUAGACGAACAGACUUGUAUCCUGCCAUUUUACCAUUAAAACAUUGAAUGUUCUAUGUCAUAAAUAUUUAGUAAUAAGUAAUUUUAUUGAUUAAAUGAAAAUAAUGUGAUUAUUAGCUGAGCAAUAUGUAAAAACAAUUUCAUAAUUAAGUUUUCAACUUAAGCUUGUAUAUAUAUUUUUAUAUUAUAA
Messenger RNA from Trichogramma pretiosum, 1257 nucleotides. RefSeq names its product deaminated glutathione amidase (gene NitFhit). Gene Ontology annotation, molecular function: hydrolase activity, acting on carbon-nitrogen (but not peptide) bonds, in linear amides. The transcript has 6 exons. The coding region runs from base 183 to 1115 and encodes 310 amino acids. Lineage: Eukaryota; Metazoa; Arthropoda; Insecta; Hymenoptera; Trichogrammatidae. The record is from RefSeq and is a predicted model, not a curated record.